GCCACGGCCGGCGGAAGCCGAGGGUGGCGGGGCCGGAUGCGACGUGGGCGGCGGAGCGGAGCGGGCCGGGCCGUGCCGUGCCGAGCCGAGCCGUGUCGGGCCGGGCCGUGCCAUGGAGGCUCUCUACCACCAGACCAACAAACAAGUCCAUGAAGUCCAAUCUUACAUGGGACGUCUGGAAACUUCAGACAAACAGUCAGUACACUUAGUAGAAAAUGAGAUUCAAGCAAGAAUAGACAAUAUAUUCAGUAACUUGGAACGUCUAGAAAUCCUGUCCAGUAAAGAACCUCCCAAUAAGCGACAAAAUGCUAAACUCCGAGUUGACCAGCUGAAGUAUGAUGUUCAGCAUCUGCAGACAGCUCUGAGGAACUUUCAACAUCGCCGUUACAUCCGGGAGCAGCAGGAACGACAGCGAGAAGAGUUACUAGCACGUACAUUCACUACUAAUGACUCUGACACCACCAUACCGAUCGACGAAACAUUACAGUUUAAUGAAUCCCUGCAGAAUGCCCAUCGUGGCAUGGAUGAUCUUAUUGGCAGUGGGACCAACAUCCUUCAGGGGCUGAGGGACCAGAGAGUGACAUUAAAGGGUACUCACAAGAAGAUCCUGGAUGUUGCCAACAUGUUGGGCUUAUCCAAUACUGUAAUGCGGCUGAUUGAGAAGCGAGCCUUUCAAGAUAAAUACUUUAUGAUUGGGGGAAUGAUUUUGACUUGUGUAAUUAUGUUUCUCGUCGUGCAGUAUCUGACAUGAGCUACUAAGCUGUUGCCAGAGGAUAUCGUCUUUUGGAGCAAGAUGGACUGCCCUCCAAAAUGUACUUUCCUCUGAGUGCUGCUUUGGAUGAGCCCCUCCUGAGGACUUCAGAGUUUACAAAUCACACUCAGACACGUCAUGCGGAAAGCACAUAGGGGAACAAAUUUCUUUGGAGACACUGUAGUUUAAAAUGACCCUAUAAAAAUAUCCUUAGCCAUUACUACUCUCAUCUUACUGUCUGUAAGUUUAAGAAUCCAGUUAAGUAGGAGGCAGAAGUGAAAUUUUUGCCUGGCUGUUAUGCAAGUCAGGAGUGUUGGGUAGAUAGGGGAGAAGAGGAUGCAAAGGUACAACAUAAGAUGAAGUGAGCCUUUCCUGUGAUAGCUAGAAAUGACCUCGGUAAGUGUAUUUUCUGUUGAAAAAAUGCUACUGUGGAGAAUUCUGUGCUGUUUGUGGGCACGCUCCUACAGACUGUGCAAAAAGAGGAAGUGAAGGGUUCCCAUUUGCAAAUGCGCUCUUCUGCUUGGAGGGAGAAAGACCUGUGGGGAAGGGUCUUAACUCUAAAAGCAUGGUCAUAACCUCUGCUACUUUUUGGUAUACCCAUACGGUUUUACCUAGCAAUCUUCAGUUAAGACUGAAAUGCUUCUCAUCUUAUUUGAAAUAAGUUUUGCUAUCUUUUGGUAUCUUUUUAUGUCCUGCUGCUUCCCAGUGGAAGCUGAAUGCUGUACUCCUCCCUGCUUCCAGUCAGGUUGAAUUUGAGUACCAAAUUCAACCUCCAAAAGAACCGGGCAAUACCAAAUUCAACCUCCAAAAAACUGGGAGCAUUUUUGGUGCUAGUGCACAUCGUGUUGUGGUGAAUUGUAUUCAUUAGCUGAGGUGGUUGGUUGGGGUUUUCUGAUCCAUAGCUGGUAUUUUUGAAUUCAAUGAAGCAGGCAAGUUCUUGCUUUGUUCAAACUGAAACUUGUGAUAUUUGUGUUUAUAGAGCUGGAAUGGGCUCAAAAAAACAAACAAACAAAAAAAAACAACAACAACAUUCAAAAUACAUUCAAAAUAGCAGUGUGAUCAUCAGAAGAGUUUCCUUAACUUAGUGCCUUGGGAUGGUAAACAUGUCCCUUGUCCUUGGGAAGGAUAUUUGCAUUAUCCUCUCUACCUGUGAAUUUACUGUGAAGGACAUUCUCAUACAAAUCAUCUCACAGAGAUGAUAGCUUAGAUUUUGUAUCUUCUUGGCUGUAGAUAUUUAUCCAUUUAAACAUACACAGUUAAGAAAUGCCUCCUAUGAUACUAAUUUCCCUGAAGACUGGGGAUUCUGUUGGAAAGGCCAUCGUGAAGUUUCAAACAGCCUUCCAUUACAAACAUCAUCCAUUCCAGUCAGCCUUCAGAUACGUUCUCAUUUUGCGUACAAGUCAGGAGCAUUUCCAAAAGUCUGACAGUGUCAUGUUCAGAUAAUGUGGCAUUCUGUUGGGUGUUCAUUUUUUUUUUUUUCUGUCUGGAAUGGUUAUGGGUCUUUUAAUUAAUAACAGUUUACAAAUCCUGCGUUUCUUUGCUCCAGUAAGUUUUGCUUUUAUAAUUACAUAGCUUGUUGCAGACUUUUUUUUUCCUUUCAGUUAUUAAUACAAUUUCUUCAAUUUCAGCUAAUAUGGGCAAGUUAAACAGGCUUCAGCAGUGCUUGUUUACGUUUGCAUGUUUAAAGUAUUGACUGAUCCAUGUGCUGUGGCAUAACUUUAAAGCCCAGAAUGAGACUCCCCCAGUUUGAUCAGCUGUCACUGUCCAGUCAGCUUCGUAUUUGGAAUCCAGGGCAAGUAAAAUGUCAGUAGUCAGAGCAGUAGCUGCUGCCCUGCAGACACAACAAUGGAAGAGGCCAAGAUGCCAUCAGUGCCUAGACAAUCCUGUCAGGUGGCUCAGCAGAAGAAAGCAGAAAAGUGUCAGUGGUUGUUGAUUAUCCUGUGUGCUGCACACCUGGCUGGCCAUUUUGUUAAUGUGUUUGAUGUUUCCUAAGUGUUUAAAGCUCUUUGUGUUCUUCAGUCUGCUGCACUUUCUCAAGAAAACAUGUUAGCAGACCACGUGCAGAAUCACUUUGCAUGUCAGCCACAAGGACUAAGGAAUCAGAAAGUUGGUAAUGAGAGAUCAUGUGGCUUACUGUAUCUUUAAUCUAAAUUUACCUUGAAUUUAUUUUAAAUCUGAAAUUUAUCGUGAUAGAUUUUAGCACAGAAUGCACUUGUUAAAUCAUUUUCUAUUAGAUCAGUUGGGCACCUUGUAGAGGAUCCCUGGCAAAUCUUCUGUCCUGAUCCAACUCCACCUUGGUUUUACAACUUUAUUGUUUAAAGUUUAUAUAGUUGUGACUUGGUGUAGCAGGAAUCUUCUUAUACCAAGGUAAGGACUCUAGUCAAUUUGUUUUCUUCUUUUCAGCUUGUGGUAUGAGCCAUAAAAUAAAAUUAAUGGAACUGGAUUUUCUCUGUUUUGGGACUAGACUAACAUUUUUAUUAAUGUUUCUCUGUCCAUUAAUUUUUGUCCUUUUAGAGUCUCCCUGUGUAGGCUAAUUUCCCUGUUGUAUGCAAUGUCCUUGCUAUUCACUAUCUGUAGUUGGAAUGUGGGCUUGAAGGGAAGCACUUAGAUGACUGGAUUUGAUGAUGUGUAACUUCAAACAAAUUUGUACUAGAUAUUAAGUCCAAAAUAACUUGUAAGAGCACCUGUGCCAUCUCAGAUGGCUAAUGUAAAACCCUCAAAACUUCUGUCAUUAGUGUGGCACAGUAAAAGUUCAGGUAGGAUCAACAUCCCUGCUACCAUGGAAUGACGUAGCUGAAACCCUGGUGGCUUGUCACAUGUUGCUGCUGCAGCUGCUGUCUCUGAAGUUUCCUUUCUUAAGACUGCUUCUUUCAGUGGAGCUGUUUGCCUGUGAACUUCUGUGGAACAGCAAGUGUUCCAGCUGUCAAAUGGAAUGCUCUCAUGAGAGGGCACUGUGGAAACUAACUAGUCUGGAAAAAAGACACUUUUAACCAGUAUUUUAUAUAUAAUGGGACAAGGGUGAGACAUAAUGUGAUUCAUCUGUUGUGUUAUGUAAAUAAAGAUUUUUUCAACCAGA
Oxyura jamaicensis (ruddy duck) is the source of this 3827-nucleotide messenger RNA. RefSeq names its product golgi SNAP receptor complex member 2 (gene GOSR2). The transcript has 6 exons. NCBI's taxonomy places the organism in Eukaryota, Metazoa, Chordata, Aves, Anseriformes, Anatidae. Bases 113 to 751 code for a protein of 212 amino acids. The record is from RefSeq and is a predicted model, not a curated record. Gene Ontology annotation, biological process: vesicle fusion; intra-Golgi vesicle-mediated transport. Gene Ontology annotation, molecular function: SNARE binding; SNAP receptor activity. Gene Ontology annotation, cellular component: ER to Golgi transport vesicle membrane; Golgi apparatus; endoplasmic reticulum membrane.